AGCUCUUCCAUAUUUAAAAUUCAUUCCUUAUUUUUAGCCCCCAUCAAACCUUUCCUUUCAGUCUAAAACUCUUUAACCUUUUGUUUUACAUGUCUUUAUAUAUAAUCUUGAAACUAGAAGAAUAAAUAAAAAUAUGGAUAUGAUCAAGUUUGGGCCAGUGGGAGGACCAUCAAAGGAGGGAAGUACUGUUUGGGAUGAAAAGGGAAAAGGUGAAAUAGCAAAGAUUUUUGUUUCCACCGGUAUUGGCUCAAAUUUUAUUUUGUCACUUCAAUUCCUCUUUGUUGAGAAUGGCCAAUUUGUUUUGCCUCAAAGACAUGGUGCUGAUUACAACUAUGACUUGGCUACAACCUUCACUACAGUUAUAUUGGAUUAUCCAUUAGAAUUUCUUACUGGGAUAAAAGGUACCAGCCAUUCAAACGGUUUGAGAUCAAUAGCAAUUGUCACCAACAAAGGUACCCAUGGACCAUAUGGCUCCGAAAGGCCCAAAAGAAGGAAGAAGAGCAAUUAA
Molecule: messenger RNA, 508 nt
Organism: Lycium ferocissimum
Lineage: Eukaryota; Viridiplantae; Streptophyta; Magnoliopsida; Solanales; Solanaceae
Product: inactive protein RESTRICTED TEV MOVEMENT 1-like
Exons: 2
Coding region: 134-508 (124 amino acids)
Source: RefSeq, a predicted model, not a curated record